Penicillium robsamsonii is the source of this 981-nucleotide messenger RNA. Its product is annotated as Aldehyde/histidinol dehydrogenase. The transcript is spliced from 3 exons. Bases 1 to 981 code for a protein of 326 amino acids. Gene Ontology annotation, molecular function: succinate-semialdehyde dehydrogenase (NAD+) activity. The record is from RefSeq and is a predicted model, not a curated record. Lineage: Eukaryota; Fungi; Ascomycota; Eurotiomycetes; Eurotiales; Aspergillaceae.
AUGCUCCUUUCAUUCUGGGUACGCGCGCUGUUGCGCUCCUCUCUUGCGGCGGGAAACACCGUCGUUCUCAAGGGCUCUGAGCUCUCACCCAAGUGUUUCUGGGCUCUGGGCGACAUCUUCCGCCAGGCUGGUCUUCCUGCCGGAUGUCUAAACGUUAUCUUCCACCAGCCCUCCGACGCCCCGGCCGUCACCAAUGCGCUGAUCGCUCACAAGGCUGUGCGCAAGGUCAACUUUACCGGCAGUACACUGGUGGGCUCGAUUAUUGCCUCUACCGCCGGCAAACACAUCAAGCCUGUGCUGCUCGAGCUGGGCGGCAAGGCGUCGGCGAUUGUUUUUGAGGAUGCGGACUUGGACAAGGCUGCCAUGAAUUGCGCCAUUGGAUCCUUCAUGCACUCCGGUCAAAUCUGCAUGUCGACCGAGCGGAUUAUCGUGCAGCGCUCGAUCGCAGAGGAGUUCCGGCAAAAGUUUGUUGAGACAACUGAGAAGUUGUUCGGCAAGGAUGCGCCCGCGCUGUUCUUGGUCAACAGUGCGGCCGUCACCAAGAACAAGAAGCUUGUGGUGGACGCUGUAUCUCGCGGAGCUAAGCUGCUGUUUGGCGAUGCCGAUGCGAGCGAGUCCAUCAACACAGGCAUGCGGCCGAUCGUCGUCGAUGGCGUCACCAAGGAGAUGGACAUGUACGCGACCGAGUCGUUUGGCCCGACCGUGUCUUUCAUAGUGGUGGAUACCGAGGAUGAAGCAAUUGCACUGGCCAAUGACACCGAAUACGGCCUGACUGCGGCUCUGUACACCAACAACCUAUUCCGUGGGCUGCGGGUGGCCAAACAAAUUGACUCUGGUGCCGUGCACAUCAAUUCUAUGACGGUACACGACGAGACUGUCCUCCCUCACGGAGGAUGGAAGAGCAGCGGCUUUGGUCGCUUCGGAGGAAUUUCUGGAUACGACGAAUUCCUCCAGACUAAGACUGUUAGCUGGGAGGAGUAG